CCUACUCGUGCAGUAGGUACAUUAAAAAAACUGUAUCACUGUGCCGACAUUCCACAAUUUUAUUAUUGAUUGUUAUUUCUCGUUAAAAACUCUUAUCAAUUUUCUGGAUAUUAAUAAUAUUAAUAAAAUCGUGUUAAUUGUUCGACACAUCGUCGUUUGCGUAGUUGCCAUGUAAUGGGGUUUAUUAUAUCGAGGCAUUGUUAAAAGUAGUGUAACGUGAUUAUUAAAUUAUUGAACACAUAAUUAAAAAUUAAUGUUUAUCAACAAAUUUUAAUUGCAAAAUGCAAUCAAAACUACGUUUUUGUUGGAUACGUAAGCAAUUUCAAUUGGUAACCUUCGCAGGAGCGUAUUGUUGUUAAAUGAAAAGUUUCCUGUUGAAGUUUUUUAAAUAAAUCUAACAGUAUACUUGGCAACCGGAGGACUCUAUAAUUUUUGGGUAGUUUAUUACUAGUGCAGACAGGCAAGUCGAUUUAAACUUAAGGGUGCAGUGUCUGUGUCAGUAUCUUCGUGACUGGACUUGGUUCUUAGUGCUGCUGGUGAGCAAGAAGAUGUUUGUAUUACUUAUAAUAUCUGUUUUGGGGAGAGUGUUAGCCGAUCCCAAUGUGGACAUCACAACAGAAACGGUCGCAUCUCAAAUCGACUCAACCGUUUCAUCGGGCUUUUCCAACUUUACUGAGGGAAUAACAUCUACAAAUGAUGGACAGACACAACGGAGUGGCCUGGACGGCAACUUAUCGCUCGCGAAUACAUCCCAGGAUAGCGUGGAAUACCCAAACGAUAAUCCUUUCGGCAAGAACGAAACAACUGAACAAAAUACACCCGAAGUGUAUCAAAACGAUGAAAAAGCAGAACUCAACAAUGACGAUGAGCUUCAUAAAUCAACUGAUGGUACCACCACAACAGAAGAGGAAGGUGAACACAUAGACUGGCUCGAUAACGGAAACGACGAAUUUACGACUGAUUCUGAACUACCAGGUGAAAAUUUCAAUGAUACAGUAGAUGGCACAUUCAAUGGCUCGGAUAAUGAAACCGCUGAAGGCGUUUUCGACAAUAGUGAUAAUACAGACGGUCCAUUUGAUGGCAUAGACGAGAGUUUAUUCAAUACCUCAAACAACGAGACAGCAGACGACAUAUUCAACAAUUCACAUACUGCGACAGCUGAAGAUGUAUUUAAUAAGCUGAAUCAUGACAUCUUCAACGACACCUUUAACAUUCCAACUAACGAAACUUCUUCACCGUCAAGCACAAAUCUAUCAGGAAUUUUGCAAGCGUGGCUCUCCGAACGGGCGAAUGUAACGAGCGAACCGUAUCCAAUGCCUGUCACCAAACCGUACUUGGGACCCAUCGGAGACGGGUCCUUAUUUUUAGGUGCGCUGACCAACGGCCAAGGAGACGUAUGCAUCUCGCUCAACAUCUCCAUGCAACCCGUCUUGAACGGCACACCUCUUCAACUUUCGCACUCCCAUGGAAGUACAGAGAGUUACGCAAUGAAUAACGGAAGCAUUGCGUUCCACGCAACCGAUAACGAUAAAGCCUACAAUGUCACAACCGAAUUUCUUAUCCAUUGUUACGAAAAAUCGUGCGGCGUUGAGUUGGUCAGUGUUGACGUACGCAAUUCCACAAACCGACAAGCUGUGGUCCUUCACACCGAUCUGUCCAUCAGCGUAAACUUGGGAACCACCUUCGAAGAUAUCAGUAAAAGAACGCUAAACGUGACGGAUGAGAUCCAAUUAGAAAUUAGUUACAUUUCGGUUUUCGUUUCUGAAAAUUGCGGUAAACUUUUAACCGCAGGAAACUUUUUUGUACGCCAUUACGUGGAGAUCACAUGUGGAGUGGGAGUUUUAGUAAUAGCCGCGUGCCUCACCUUCUUUAUUCUUAGGAAAAUUCAAAGAAGAAAGAAGAAUAGUUUUGAUACUAUGAUGUAGUUAAAUUUAAUGAAGGUUAUUUAUUCAUUUUUGUAUAGUUUUAUGAGAACUUUUCAAAAUAAUUCCGUUUUACUUGUCUUUUUGCUUCUCCAAAAGGACGGAAUUUUUUUAAAUAAAUUACCAGUAGGAAGAAAUGGCGGUUAGUAUUGGUAUGUGCACAUAACGUAUCCGAAAUGACGUAUUCUAGGUAAAAUACGCAUCCCCUAAAUAUUAAUUUCCGAAAAACUAACAAAAAAACAUAAAAAGGCGUUCGAUUUCUAAAAUUAAACCCUCCUUGCACUAAUUGCACAGGGUCUCACUUUAUCUUAUUCUUUGAUUCCACUAGCAAGCAUACAAAUCUACCUUCUGGUUCAGAUGUUUUGUUUGUAGGGUUCGUUCCAUUAUCCUUCAGGUUCUUCUCGCCUUCUCCUUGUCUUUUGCGAACACUAGUUUUUUUCGGAUCUAGCGAAUCCCUCAGAUGUUGCCUCCUCUCCUCUCUUAGUUGCAAUAUUACACUACAUCGGGUUUAGCCAAAAGGAUCGGCUGCUUCUAGAAUCAUUUACAUCAGAUAGAAGUCAAAGGGUAUUUAUAGACGGAAAAACAUCACAAUCCCUGGCACUUACUAGAGGAGUUCCACAAGGAUCUAUAUUAGGGCCGCUGCUUUACACAGUUUAUACCUCCCAGUUUCAUAAGGUAAUUCGUUUUUGCAAAAGUCACUUUUUUGCUGACGACACGCAACUACUGACUUCUUUUUCUCCUAAUCAAAUGGCAGAUG
Molecule: messenger RNA, 2679 nt
Organism: Photinus pyralis (common eastern firefly)
Lineage: Eukaryota; Metazoa; Arthropoda; Insecta; Coleoptera; Lampyridae
Exons: 5
Coding region: 549-1925 (458 amino acids)
Source: RefSeq, a predicted model, not a curated record